Messenger RNA from Adelges cooleyi (spruce gall adelgid), 698 nucleotides. Its product is annotated as CDGSH iron-sulfur domain-containing protein 3, mitochondrial. The transcript is spliced from 3 exons. Gene Ontology annotation, cellular component: intracellular membrane-bounded organelle. The record is from RefSeq and is a predicted model, not a curated record. Gene Ontology annotation, molecular function: 2 iron, 2 sulfur cluster binding. Lineage: Eukaryota; Metazoa; Arthropoda; Insecta; Hemiptera; Adelgidae. The coding region runs from base 167 to 574 and encodes 135 amino acids.
UUAUCACAAAUUGUAAUUUUAUCUUUUGCUUAACCCUUAUCGAUGAACUAAAACCGGAAAAAUUGUGCUAUGAAAUCAGGAAUAGGAUUGAAAUUCACAUUUGGACUGCAGCUCAAGUGCCGAGUGAUUUCGAUUGUUCAAAAUUCAUUGAACAAAACCUCCCGUAAUGUUAUUAAAUACGAAUACAUUUAUCUGUAGGUUAAGGCCACUGUUAAAUCAUAGGGUCUAUUCGAAGAAAAUUGAUGAAGUUCUUCCUAAAAAUCUAUUAGAAAACAUUCACAAUGCUUCACGGCAGACUGAAAUGGGUGUUAUAUACGACAAAAGGCCAUUUAAAAUGAUUCUAGAUAAAAAUAAGACUUACAAUUGGUGUUCUUGCGGCAUGAGUCACACACAGCCGUUGUGUGAUGGCACCCAUAAAAACCAAAAGCUUCGUAUUACAAUGAAACCAGUAAAGGUGCAAGUGGCAGAAACUAAAGAAUAUUGGUUGUGUAAUUGUAAACAAACAACACAUCGACCUUUCUGUGAUGGCACUCACAGAGAACAACAUAUUCAAGAAGCAAUUAGAAAGUACUAAUUACAACUAUUAAUUGUUUGUGUAAUAAUUUUGUAUAUUUUAAGAGUAUAGUUUUUGUUUGGACACAUAAUUUCAAGUGAAAAUUAAAAAACAAAAAUAAAAACAAGUAGUAAUUUGAACAAAA